AUGGCCCCUACAAGCCCCCGCUUCUCCCCUGAGGAGGUCACAGUCCUCUUCUUCCUCGGCGGCCCUGGCAGCGGCAAGGGCACCCAAUCCGCCAACCUAGUCAAGGACUACGGUUUCGUCCACCUCUCCGCCGGCGACCUCCUCCGCGCCGAACAACUCCGCGAGGGCAGCCAGUACGGCCAAAUGAUCAAAACCUACAUCACCGAAGGCAAAAUCGUCCCCAUGGAAGUCACCGUCAACCUCCUUUCCAACGCAAUGCGCGACUCCCUCGACGCCAACCCGCCCGCACCCGGUACCAAGGCGCGCUUCCUGAUUGACGGGUUCCCGCGGAAGCUGGAUCAGGCCGUUUUCUUCGAGGAGACCGUUUGCCCGUCCGAGUUGGUGCUGUUCUUGGAUUGUCCGGAGGACGUGAUGGAGGCUCGGUUGUUGAAGCGUGGGGAGACGAGUGGACGGGAUGAUGAUAAUGCGGAGUCUAUUCGCAAGCGAUUCAGGACCUUUGUGGAGACAUCUAUGCCCGUUGUUGAUGACUUCGAGGCCAAGGGGAAGGUCGUUAAGGUCCAGGCGACUGGGUCCGUGGAGGAGGUUUAUGCUCAGGUGAAGAAGGGGAUUGAGGAGCGUGGUGUGCAUGCCCGUUAA
Messenger RNA from Penicillium brasilianum, 636 nucleotides. NCBI's taxonomy places the organism in Eukaryota, Fungi, Ascomycota, Eurotiomycetes, Eurotiales, Aspergillaceae. The record is from the annotation of a GenBank genome assembly.